AUGGCGCACCACACAGCCCAUCACCACCGAUACUUUGCGAACCCAGAGGAGCUACUUACAAAUUUCGAGGAGCACAAGGAGCUGCUGGCCAGCCUGGACCGCAUAAAUGUGUUUAACCCACCCGUCCAUACAUGCUCAACAGGCUGGGAGUUCCACGGCCUAUACACUGGCCCAACGUCGGUCGCGUAUUUAUUCUACCGACUCUCUUCCGUCUAUCCCGGUCUUGACCUCAAGGACCAGUCUCUGCUAGAUUGGGCAAAGGAAUAUCUCGAUCUUGGCAGUCGGGUCGAUCAUAAGAGCCCGACACCGAGCCACUGCGGCAUCGCCAAUGAGAUACUCGCCCGUCUGGCCCUCUCGGCCGCUAUUGAACAGGAGACGAGCUUUGUCGAGGAGCUCUGUGCCUACGAGCCCAUCAUCAACUCGAGCAAAGACGACGGGUCCAAUGAAUGGCUGUACGGACGCGCCGGAUGGCUCUAUCUACUGAGACUCUGCCGCGCGGCGUUCCAGCAAAGUGGCACCAAGGCCGAGACGACAUUGAAACUGCUCAACAAGACGAUUGACAAGACGGUGAGCCGGAUUCUGCGCGUCCCCCAGCCCUGGACCUGGCACGGCUCGCAGUACCUGGGCGCGGCGCACGGGACCCUCUCGGUCAUUACGCAGGUGGUCCUGUCGCGGCCCACGACGGCGCCGCCGCUGCAGCUCCUGCUGUCGCGGGUCCUGGACCGGCAGUUCGAGAGCGGCAACUUUCCCUCGUCGGUGCCCGGGAGCGGACAUGACCGACUGGUACAGUUCUGCCACGGCGGGCCCGGCUUUGUGCUUUCUCUGCGCUCCCUGCUCCCUUACUUCUCUGGAUCUCUCGGCGACAAGAUGCGCCUCGCCAUUGCCCGCGCCCAGUUUGAUGUCCGCGAGCGCGGCGUCCUGCGCAAGGAACCCUGUCUCUGCCACGGCGUUGCUGGCAAUGCGCUGGCGCUCGACGAUGAUGAGAGCUUCCGUGUGUUUCUGUCGUGCAUGGCGACCAAUUCGAUGAAGAAGCUUGGAUGGAUGAAGGAGAAAACUAGGAACGAGGAGUCUGCUAGUUUGUAUACUGGCGAAGCCGGGCGCGCUUGGGUUUGGGCAGUGGCCGAAAUGAAUUUACCUAGGACGUGUAUUGGAUAUAAUGAUUUAUAA
Molecule: messenger RNA, 1167 nt
Organism: Pestalotiopsis fici W106-1
Lineage: Eukaryota; Fungi; Ascomycota; Sordariomycetes; Amphisphaeriales; Sporocadaceae
Exons: 1
Coding region: 1-1167 (388 amino acids)
Biological process (GO): carbohydrate metabolic process; peptide modification
Cellular component (GO): plasma membrane
Source: RefSeq, a predicted model, not a curated record